CGUUUCUUUGGGGAGGGAGGGAAGAGCUCUGGGUGAGAGAGCGGCAGCAGGUGAGCAGACUCACAGUGAUGGGGCCUUCAGGUCCCCGUCCUUGGGGCUUGACCAGUCCCAGCCCUGGCGCCAGAGUCGAUCGCAGCGAGGACAACAGGAAAACCACUGAAAACACCCUGGGACUCUAGUGCUCUUCCCUCAGAGCCCCAGAGGAUGACCAAAACAGGCCACCCAAGAGCGACCGAGGUGGAACCCCUGCUCCCCGGAGGACCGCUGCAGUAGCAGCGGCGGCGGCGGCGGCAGCAGCGCCUUUGCCCUCCUGGCUCUGCCCGGUUCCCAGCCGUUUCUCUCCCCGCAGGCUGACGGACUUCAAGGAUGCAGCCGCUGCUGCUGGAGAUGUGUGGCGCCGUACCUGAGCCGGGCCAUGAGGUCAUGCAGCUGUGAUGUGGGCCCCUCAUGGCCUCAGCAGGAACAGAGCACUACAGUAUUGGUCUCCGCCAGGGAAACAGCUUCAAGCAGAGUGGUCCCCCGGGCACAGUGCCUGCCCCGCCACCUGACAAACCCUCUGAGGGCGAGGUCUGGUCUCAGGCUCAGCGACAGGUUAAGCCAGUCUGGAAGCUGGAGAAGAAACACGUGGGGACCCUUUCAGCAGGGUUGAGCCCGCGCCUCUUGGGUGUCCGACCCCAGCCAGCAUAUUUCUUUUGCCCCAGCACUUCAUGUAGCUCUGGGACCACAGCCGCCCUUACAGACCAGCACUGCAACUCCUGGUACCCGUCUGCUCUCUGGGUACCCGACUUGUUCAGCAAUACCCUGCCGUACCGCCGCUCCAGCUGUAGGCACAGAACGUACCAGCAUCUGGAGUCUUUCUGCUUACAUUCAAGCCCAUCAGAAAGAAGACCUUUUCUUCUCCCUCAAAAGCACCUCCCUGUCGGACUCACUGCCAAUAAAGCCACUUCUUUCCCCGUCUCCGCCAUGGCCCAGCCCAUGGCAUCCUGCCCCGCAGACCCAUACCUCUCACUAGGAGCAGCGGGGGAAAACCCUUCAGGGAAGAGACUGGCCUCUGCCAUCUCAGGGAAGAUGCUAUCUCCACUCUCCUCCCCCUCCUCCUCCUACAAGCCUGUGCUAAAUAACAGCUCCUUCAUGCGGCCAAAUAGCACUAAAGUGCCUUUCUCACAGGCCACCGAGGGCCGAAAGCCAGUACCCUCACCCAAGAUCCAGCUUGUCUCCUGGCAUCACGCAGGGGGCACUGGAGACUGUGCUCUCCAGCCCACUGAGCACAAGGUACCCAAGAGCAAUGGCAUUGUCCUACGUGGUGCCCUUGCCCACAGCCCCCUGCCGACCCCUGGCUCCUUAGACACUCCCACCACCAGUGUUGCCUCCCCCCAGCACAACCAGGGUAACGUAGCCAUGAGGAUAAAGCCACGUCCCUGUGGCCUGGAUGGCAACUCUGUCCCCCAGGUUCUGAGCAAGGAGGUUCAGUUCACUGAGGCUGUGAGGAAGUUCACUGCAAGUGGCUUUGAGAAGGUGAGGCCAGGCUACCAGUUUGAACAAUCUGGCUCAGUGAACCCCAGCUUGCGGUGGGGUCUCCUCAACAGGAACAGUUGCUGGAAACCUCCUGUGGUAGGCCAGCAGCUCCCUCAGGAGGGUGCUGGAGCAGACAGGAUCCUCCCUGGAGCCUCGGACACCUUGGAGUUGGACAGUACAGUCAUUUGUACCAAGCGCAUCAGCAUUCACCUCCUUGCCUCGCACAACAGCGGGCUCGGCCGCAGCCCUGCCCAUGGUUCCGUGAUCGACUCCCCACCACCUGGAGAAGACAAAACACCAGAUUUGCCUUGUCCCCCCAAGCCCUUUGGCUUAGCUGACGUGGCCACCCGCCUCUCUGCCAUCCAUCUGGGCCACUCUGAGAAGGAGGAGCCUAAAGAAGCCAGGGAGCUGGACUCGCCUGCUAAGGAUACUGGCUCAGCUGCUGACCUCCAGCUAGACCAGGCUGAGGCUGAAGACCUAGAGGAAGAGCUGGUGGACAGUUUGGAAGACUGCUGUAGCCACGAUGAGGAUGAAGAGGAGGAGGCAGACUCGGAGCGCUCCUCCUUCAGUUCCGUCUCUUCCAGCGAGUCGGUAGCAGUGAUCUCUCGGGGCUGUGUGGAGGCUGUGACCAAACCUCUUUCUGAUGAGAAAGUUGUCCGACCAGCCCUCACCUACAGUCUCUUUCCCAACGUGCCUCCUACCAUCUAUUUUGGCACCCGGGAUGAGAAAGUGGAGAAGCUUCCCUGGGAGCAGAGGAAGCUGCUCCGGUGGAAGAUGAGCACAGUGACCCCCAACAUUGUCAAGCAGACCAUCGGACGGUCGCACUUCAAGACCAGCAAGAGAAAUGACGACUGGCUGGGCUGCUGGGGUCACCACAUGAAGUCUCCCAGUUUCCGAUCCAUUCUGGGGCACCAGAAGCUAAACCACUUCCCGGGCUCAUUCCAAAUCGGGAGAAAGGACCGGCUGUGGCGGAACCUGUCCCGCAUGCAGAGCCGCUUUGGCAAGAAGGAGUUCAGUUUCUUCCCCCAGUCCUUCAUCCUGCCCCAGGAUGCCAAGCUCCUGCGCAAAGCCUGGGAGAGCAGCAGCCGCCAAAAGUGGAUUGUGAAACCACCAGCAUCCGCUCGAGGCAUUGGCAUCCAGGUCAUUCACAAGUGGAGUCAGCUCCCUAAGCGGAGGCCCCUUCUGGUACAGAGGUAUCUGCACAAACCCUACCUCAUCAGUGGCAGCAAGUUUGAUCUGCGCAUCUAUGUUUACGUCACCUCCUACGAUCCUCUGCGGAUUUACCUCUUUUCAGAUGGGCUCGUCCGCUUUGCCAGUUGCAAGUACUCGCCUUCCAUGAAGAGCCUCGGCAACAAGUUCAUGCACCUGACCAACUACAGCGUCAAUAAGAAGAACACUGAGUACCAGGCUAAUGCGGACGAAACAGCCUGCCAGGGUCACAAAUGGGCACUGAAGGCUUUAUGGAACUACCUGAGCCAGAAGGGAGUCAACAGCGAUGCCAUCUGGGAGAAGAUAAAGGAUGUCGUUGUCAAAACCAUCAUCUCGUCUGAACCCUACGUGACCAGCCUGCUGAAGAUGUAUGUGCGGCGGCCCUACAGCUGCCACGAGCUCUUUGGUUUCGACAUCAUGCUGGAUGAGAACCUUAAGCCUUGGGUCCUGGAGGUCAACAUUUCCCCGAGCCUCCACUCCAACUCUCCGUUGGACAUCAGCAUCAAAGGCCAGAUGAUCCGUGACCUUCUGAACCUGGCAGGCUUUGUCCUGCCCAGCACGGAGGAUACUUCCAGCUCCAGCAGCUCCAGCAGCUCCACCACCAGCCUGCCCAGCUGCCCCAGGGAAAAGUGUCAGAUGGCCCCGGAGCAGCUCACUGCACAGAAGUUGAAGAAAGCCUAUUACCUGACCCAGAAAAUUCCUGAUCAGGACUUUUACUCAUCUGUGCUGGAUGUCCUGACGCCAGAUGAUGUUCAGAUUCUGGUCCAGAUGGAGGAUGAGUUUUCUCGCCGCGGUCAAUUUGAACGAAUCUUUCCUUCCCGAAUAUCUUCUCGCUAUCUCCGCUUUUUUGAGCAGCCACGAUACUUCAACAUUCUCACCACCCAGUGGGAACAGAAGUACCAUGGCAACAAGCUCAAAGGAGUAGACCUGCUUCGGAGUUGGUGCUACAAAGGGUUCCACACCGGAACCACCUCUGAGUCUGUGCCACUGUGGUCUUUACCGACCUCUCCUGUGACUGUCCCAAAGGGGGACGUGACGCUCAGCGCUUCACCCAAGCCAGAGACGGGCGUGCUGGGGAAACCUCCUUCCUCGAAAGACAGCGAGGACACCAGCAACGAGCCCAGCCUUUCCACGCAGGUGCUCCCUGUAAACAAGUCCUCUGGGAAGACGUCGAGGUUCUCGGCUUCCCCCAUGUCCCAGUCCACCGGUGACUCCCUCCUGGCUGCUGUGAGCCCGUGACCGGCCCCUCUCCCUAGCCCCCGCCCAGGAGCACCAGCGUUAGCUACCUCGCGGGAACUGGCCUGCCGGCCAGCCCGAACCCCCACACCCUCCGCCUCGCCCCCCUUCAGAGUAUUUUUUGAAAUGGAUGAAUUACAGGGAUUGGUGUCUGGAGGGCUGGCAGCGGGGCGGGGGUGGGGAGGUGGUGAGGAAGGUCCACUGGCCGGUACGUCGCAUCUCAGCAGAGAAGCCCAUGGUGGCCACUCAGCCUUAUAAAGCGGGUUUGGUUUCUGCCUUCGGAGAGCCGCGUGUGGUUUGUCGUAGGCCUCAGCGCGCUGAUCGAGUUAGAGCGAAGGGGGGAAACAGGCCCGAAGUCCUUGGUAACUGAGGAGGUUCCCCUGCGGGUUCACCUUUCCUGACUAGUCGCCCUCACUGCUUUCCUCACCCUCUGCCCUGGGGAGCCACUUUCAGAGACCUCCAGCCUUCCGCCGCGCACAGGGAGCCGCCAGGACGUGAUGACACCGUUGCCUGUUAGGCUAGUCCUGGGAGCCCCCCCACCGCCAGACCAUCGGUGUUUUCACAGAUCCGCCCGCCAGCAGCCCUGGGUCUCCCUGUUCUGACUUCGCGUCACUGCUUGGGCAGCCUCCUAGACUUCUCAGGCGUGCGCGUGGCCUCUGCAACCCUUGCUUCUCGGAGGGAAGAGGCUCCGUGCACUUCGUGCAUUUCCUACAGCCCCAGUGAAGGAGCCUCAAUAAAGCCAGUUGGUUGCCCGUGUCCAUAUGUGAAAGGACACAGCCCUGUGGGAGGGUGGAGGGGACCGCGAUUUCCCCACAGCACCCAGGAAGGCUCCCGUCCUGUGUACUCCCUUCGCCGCCUCUGACUGGGGGGUCCGGCUCACAGGUCACGUGGACAGGCAGAGGCUGCUGCUGUGGCAGAUGGGUUUCGGGAGCAGUCACCGUCGUAGGAUGGGUUUCCAGUCGGACUGCUGGCUAACCUCCUGUACUCGUACCUGAAUCUGCCUUCCCCCAAGACUCAGUACAACGGUGACUAUUCAGUACCUUUGACUGAGUGGACUGUCCAGACAGGUCCCCAAGGACACAAGCACCUGAGCCAGAAGGUCUACUGCUCUCACCCCUGGGGCAGGAUGGAGCCCAGGGGAUAUGAGGUGGGAGAGUUUGGAUCAGAAAGGUGGUUUUUUCUCGAGCUGCACUGCUCCUUAAUUUGGCACUUCCUGGUUGCUGCGUGCCCCCUGCCCAGCCCCGUGCUCCCUUUACUUCAUUUUUCUAGCUGCAGGGCCAGCAGGAAGCCAGCUGGCCCCUGUCUGUGACAUCCAGGUUCUCCCUGUUGCACAUCAGGCAGAGGCUCACGGUCCCACCCUGGGCUCUGCCUUCGUUCUCUCAGCCCUGGAAGGGUGGAGGCCGCCCUGUUCGUGGCCCCUGGAGUUCUGUGGCGAGCUGGGAUGGAGCCGUGGGAAAGUCUCAUCUAAGAGGCCUGGCUAGGUAAAGCCACACAAGUCGGUGGCUGUGCUGGCCGGUGUGAAGGCCGUGUGGACAGUUGGGGAGGAGGCUCAGUGGCAGAGUGCUGGGGCAGCUCCCGCUGCUCAGUAGUAAGGACUUCAAGUUCAGGCCUAGGAGAAGUCGUCGACACCAACUCCUCCUGUCCUGCCUCGGUGCAGAAAUGUCCCAGCGAACCUUGUGUCAAGGACGGUAAGCAGCCUUCCUAAGAAAACAAGCCACCUGCUUAAGCAGUUGUGUGUCCUGUCCUCUGGCCUAGGGCUUAGGUGUAGACACCUGCCUGAGCUGGUGUAGCCCUUGGGAACCAGCUUCCUCCACUCUGCGGCCUGCCUUCCGAGGAUCCCCGCAGCACAGCCAGGCCGUCGCCAUGUGGGCGGCUGGAGAGGGCACCGGCGUUUCAGCAGAAUGGGAGUGCAGGCGGGGCGGGCAGGACUGACGAAACCCAGUGACUGAUGGAAAUGGAGUGUCCUUGGUGUCAGAUGUGUUUAUACAUACACUGUUUUUAAUUUUCACCACAUUUGAGUAUCUGAUAGAUGCGUUUUACUGGGUGGGAAGAGGAAUGAGGCUUACGUAUCCUAUUUCCCUUUCACCCUCGACAGAAAAUUAAAUCUUAUUAAGCUUUCUGCAUACUUACCUAGCAACACCUCCCCACAGGAUAAGGUACUCAGCUAAAUAAGGAAUUUUAGAGGAGUAAUGAGUUUUCUUUGAAAGUUUAAAUUUGGGGUGAUAGUAGAGUAAAUGUCAGAGUAUGUUGGUGGUUUUCCUAAGUUGGUAACUUACCCAGUCUCUGUUUGGAGAAAGGGGCAUGCAGUACGGAGUAUUUCCGGAGUGCUGGAGUAAGGGUUUGGGGUAGCAGGCAAGGCGAGUGGUCACUAUUGCUGCGUACUUUAGAUUGACUCAGUGUGGGUAAAAAACCCAGCGACUUCAAGUGAACAGCAGUGAGGAGGGGUCAUUGUGCCAGGAAAUGAGCAUGACUGACCUGGGUUCAAAUCUCAGUUCUGUUGUGUGACCUGGGCUGCUGUUUAACUUUUUGUUUUUUUUUAAAAGUAAUAUGAAUAUAAUACCUACACUGCAGGAUUAUGAAUAUUAAGUAAAACAUAGUAAAAGCACUUGGGACUUAGAGGGUACUUACUUCAUGGUUACUCUUUCCUUCAUGUGCUCUCCAAAACCUGCUUUGGGCAGGAAGAGGCAGGCAGGAAAUGUAGAACCCCUUCCACGAAGGAAGCAGCUGUGGAGAAGCCGUUGAGGCAGAGAAGUUCCAGAACAGCGUUCAGACGCCUGCCCAUCACCCCCACCUUCACCCCAGUGCACACAGAAACACUAUCACUCAUUCUGUUUCUCUCUGUGUUGGGGAUUGAUUUCUUCGGUUAAAUAUUUCACAGAAUGCAAACUCCCUGGAGUGAGGGGGCAUAUUAAGCAUUAGAAGUGUGUGAAUUGAAUGAAAUUAUUGUCUUACCCAAGAGAAGCUUUGAUUU
Phyllostomus discolor (pale spear-nosed bat) is the source of this 6931-nucleotide messenger RNA. RefSeq names its product tubulin tyrosine ligase like 4 (gene TTLL4). The record is from RefSeq and is a predicted model, not a curated record. Lineage: Eukaryota; Metazoa; Chordata; Mammalia; Chiroptera; Phyllostomidae. Gene Ontology annotation, biological process: protein polyglutamylation; microtubule cytoskeleton organization. Gene Ontology annotation, molecular function: tubulin-glutamic acid ligase activity; tubulin binding. Gene Ontology annotation, cellular component: cilium.